AUGGCAUUACGCGCCGCUGAAUGGCACAAGUUGCCUACAAGCCUCACUGAGCUAUGUAUCAACACGACUUUGCGAUGUGGACAAUCAUUCAGAUGGCGCAAGUCAGCUGAUGACGUGUGGUCUAUGGCUCUCCAUGGUCGCAUACUGUCCCUCCGUCAGGAUGCCGAAUAUCUCCACUACCGCGCCACCUACCCACCUGCCACCACCGCUCUCCCUACGCCACCUCCUUCCAAAGCGCCCUCAGUCGCCCCCGAGGAAGACGAUACUGCUGCUCUUAUCAAGCACUACUUCAACCUCGCGCCCAAUCUUGGCCAGCUGUACGAGCAAUGGGCAGCCUCCGACGCCAACUUCAAGAAGCGCGCACCCAAGUUCACGGGUAUCAGGAUCCUGCGACAAGAUGCUUGGGAGGCCCUCAUCUGCUUCAUAUGCAGUAGCAACAACAAUAUCAGUCGCAUAUCGGGCAUGGUACACAAUCUAUGCUUGCACUACGGACCACAUAUAGGCACCAUCGACGACAUACCCUACCACGACUUCCCCACACCCGACGCCCUCUCGGGCCCCGACGUCGAAGCGCAUCUCAUGAAGCUUGGGUUUGGAUACCGCGCCAAGUAUAUUGCAAAGACUGCGCGGAUGGUUUCCGAGGACAAGGGCAUGAAGUGGUUGGAGGACCUGAGCAAUCCCGAGUGUCCGCAGUUUGGCAUGGAAGAGAAGCCCGCCGGAGAGAUGCUCGAAGGUGGUCGAGAAGGAUACCGUCAAGCGCACGAAGAGCUUCUUGCUCUCCACGGCGUGGGUCCAAAGGUCGCAGACUGUGUGUGUCUCUUCGGACUCGGCUGGUCCGAGUCUGUUCCCGUCGACACCCAUGUCUGGCAGAUUGCGCAGAAGGACUACAGGUUCGGCAAGGGCAAGCACAGCAGCUUGACCGCUGCUACAUACGCUGCCAUUGGAAACCUCUUUCGGAAGCUGUGGGGUAAAGAAGCUGGAUGGGCGCAUUCCGUCUUGUUCACGGCGGACCUCAAGGCAUUCUCAGAUCGGGUUGUCGCCAAGGUUGAGGUCAAGGAGGAAGAGGUGACAAUAAAAAAGGAGGAAGAGGACGUUGUUCUCGAAGAGACAGUCAAGAAGGAGGUUGUCAAGCGGAAGCGUAUCAAGAAGGAGCCCGAGGAGGAGCCGACUGUGAUGGUGAAAAAAGAGGGAACUCGCAGGAGCAAACGACAAAGAACUUAG
Alternaria ethzedia is the source of this 1221-nucleotide messenger RNA. RefSeq lists its product as uncharacterized. Gene Ontology annotation, cellular component: nucleus. Gene Ontology annotation, biological process: base-excision repair, AP site formation; base-excision repair; nucleotide-excision repair. The transcript is spliced from 2 exons. The record is from RefSeq and is a predicted model, not a curated record. Bases 1 to 1221 code for a protein of 406 amino acids. NCBI's taxonomy places the organism in Eukaryota, Fungi, Ascomycota, Dothideomycetes, Pleosporales, Pleosporaceae. Gene Ontology annotation, molecular function: 8-oxo-7,8-dihydroguanine DNA N-glycosylase activity; damaged DNA binding.